GUCCUCUUCCCGAUCAUCAUUCACCCCGACCAUCAAUUAAUCAUGUCCGUCCGAUCUCGAUCUCCUUCUUGAACCUCCUUUUGUCUUUCACCUUGCUGUGUAAUUGUUCCUCCUCUUCCCUCACUGCUUGUAGAAGCAAGACGUUCCGUAUCGCAUGGCUGGCCAAGUACGGAUCGUCGGUUCCACUUAUCGAGCUUCCUGGCUCUCAACCCCCCUCAGCGAUAGACAGUCAUCGCCUUCACGACCACCACUUUCUACUCGAUUACCUACCUCUUUCGUGACCCACGCAAUUACGGGCUUGUCCCAAUGAUGGCUGGGGAAUCAUGGACGGGGGUCUGCGUGCACUGCGCUGAGAUCCUGGCGAAUGUCCCCCCACAGAUUCUCCUCGCGACGAUCGCUGCAACGCUGCUGGGGUUCCUCGUUUUGUUCUACGUCACCCUCUACAUCGUCGCCCCCAUCCCGCGCGAACCCCUCCCCGAGGAGAAAACCUACCGCACCCUCUCCAAAGACGGUUCCAUCACCAAACCGGAACAGCUUCCCUGCUGGCAGGAUGCCCAGGGUAAGCCCUCGAGCCGGAAACCCGCCCACACAGACAUGGAACCGGCCGAGGUCUUCAUGUCCUUGGUGGUCCCGGCCUACAACGAAGAGGACCGGCUGGGCGGUAUGCUCGAAGAAGCGGUGAACUAUCUCGAGCGCAUGUACGGUACUCUGGCUGCCACCGCCGCUGCAUCCGCUUCAGCGAACGGCAGCGCCAAGCGCACGACACGCAGCGCUACGCGACAACGGAAGCCUGCGGAGAAUGGACACGCGAUCAACGGCCACGCGGUCAAUGGGGCGGCGUCGGCGUGGGCGGAUAAGGGGUGGGAGAUUAUCAUCGUGUCGGACGGAUCCAAGGACAAGACGGAGGAGAUGGCGUUUUCGUUCGCCCGCGACCAUCAGCUGUCGUUGCAUCCUAAGGGAUAUGCGGGCCCCUGGACCCCGGGCACCCAGGAAGGCGUGCACAUCCCGCCGGGGACGAUUCGCGUGGUGACCUUGGCGCAGAACCGCGGGAAGGGCGGCGCGGUGACGCACGGCAUGAGACACGUUCGCGGCCAGUAUGUGGUGUUUGCGGAUGCGGACGGGGCUAGUAACUUUGAGGAUUUGGGGAAACUGGUGACGGCCUGUCGGGCGAUCGAAGACCCCGCGGGACGUGGGCUGGCGGUGGGAUCACGGGCGCAUAUGGUUGGAAGCGAAGCUGUUGUCAAGCGCUCGAAAAUCCGAAAUUUCCUAAUGCACUCCUUCCACCUAAUCCUAUGGCUCAUGACACCGCCCAAGACCGCCACAGUGCAAGACACGCAGUGCGGAUUCAAGCUAUUCACCCGAUCAUCACUCCCUUACAUCAUCCCAUACAUGCACUCCGAGGGGUGGAUCUUCGACGUCGAGAUGCUCAUGCUAGCGGAGUUCGCGCGCAUUCCCGUCGCCGAAGUACCCGUCGGGUGGCGCGAGGUGGGAGGGAGCAAGUUGAAUGUGCUCCGUGACAGUAUCGGCAUGGCGUGGGGACUGGCGGUGCUUCGGGCUGCUUGGUCGUUGGGGAUUUAUCGGUUGAAUUGAUUGUAGUAUACUACAGUGAAU
Aspergillus campestris IBT 28561 is the source of this 1611-nucleotide messenger RNA. Its product is annotated as dolichyl-phosphate beta-glucosyltransferase. The record is from RefSeq and is a predicted model, not a curated record. Gene Ontology annotation, cellular component: endoplasmic reticulum membrane. NCBI's taxonomy places the organism in Eukaryota, Fungi, Ascomycota, Eurotiomycetes, Eurotiales, Aspergillaceae. The transcript is spliced from 3 exons. The coding region runs from base 307 to 1590 and encodes 427 amino acids.